AUGACAGAAAUUAUUGAAGAGAAAAAACAUUUUCAAACUUUUCCCCGACGUAAAGGACGGAAAUCUGACGUUCAUAGCGAAAAGCACAAGUCUAUAUCUGCUGCUAAAUUAAAAGCAUUAUCCAAACCCAAGCAUCGACCACCAGUAUUAGGACGAAAGAAUGUAAUAUCUGAAAGAGAAUGGUGGAGAAAGGAAAUUAAAGACACUCCCGAACCUGGGGCAUAUGAUAUUCCAACUUUUGUCGAUGAUCUACAUCGUAAGCAGCAGUGCUAUAGCUUUAAAACAGAGUCUCGUGAAAAGAGAUUACCACUAAUCCUAGAAUAUAGCAAAAGCGGUCAACAAUUAUUACCUGGAGCUUAUGAUAAAGAAGAUUUUCUAGAUGUAUUACAAAGAUCGCGUAGAACAUAUUCUUUUAAAAGUGUUGAUAGAGAAAAGAACGCUAACAUUGGCGUUUAUGACAAGGAAGUAGAUACUAAUCCAGCACAAUAUGAAAUUGCAGAUUUUGCAAUUCACAAAGAACCAUCUAGACAUGCAGCAUUCAAGUCUGUCAUCAAGAGAUUCCCUCCCGUUCCUUUUAGACCGGCAUAUGGACCUGGGCCUGGCGAAUAUCAAAUCCCAGAAAAAAAGAGCAAUACAUCAUGUGUUUCAAGCUUUAGAUCAACUAUUCCGCGAUUAUCAUCAUCAAGCACCAAAGUACCCGGACCAGGAAGUUAUCUACAAACUUAUCAAGAUCCAAAUAUAAAUGAAAUAGAGCGAUCUAAAGGAGUAUGUGGUUCAUUUUUUCAUACGAUUGCACCUAGCAAGAAGUAA
Messenger RNA from Trichoplax adhaerens, 810 nucleotides. RefSeq lists its product as uncharacterized. The record is from RefSeq and is a predicted model, not a curated record. Gene Ontology annotation, molecular function: chromatin binding; histone binding. Lineage: Eukaryota; Metazoa; Placozoa; Uniplacotomia; Trichoplacea; Trichoplacidae. Bases 1 to 810 code for a protein of 269 amino acids. The transcript is spliced from 7 exons. Gene Ontology annotation, cellular component: germinal vesicle; female pronucleus; male pronucleus. Gene Ontology annotation, biological process: epigenetic programing of male pronucleus.